Molecule: messenger RNA, 1949 nt
Organism: Harpegnathos saltator (Jerdon's jumping ant)
Lineage: Eukaryota; Metazoa; Arthropoda; Insecta; Hymenoptera; Formicidae
Exons: 5
Coding region: 966-1490 (174 amino acids)
Source: RefSeq, a predicted model, not a curated record
AAAUAAAAUAUUGUACCAAUCUAUUUAAAGGAAGGCUAUACCAAAUCAUCUUAUAAAUAUUUACAAAUAAUGUUCGCAUAUGUUGUCGCGUCAGAUGGUUGAACGGCCGUGACGCAAGGAUGCCAGAACACCCUUAUCAGAAGGAUCGGAGUUAGAGAUGCUAGUAGACUCGGAUCUCGUGCGGCCUUUUCGAGUCGUAAAUCCGAACCGAGAAACCCGAGCAACGCUCGUAAGAAAUAGAUCGACGAGCGCUAAUGUGAAACGACCGUCAUUUCGGAAGGCCUGCCCUUUCGGACUCAACGGCCAGCAAGAUGCCACGGUAAAAAGGAACUGUGGCCAAGCACACGAAAGUGCUGAGCUCUGUCACACUAGAAGCGACUGAGUCGUUUCUGCGGCGAAACGCCGAUGUCCUGUGGACGCUUGAAACGAGAGCUCAGCGUGCUCAAAGACGCGAUCGCGUCGCUUGUCAAAUCGCCAAGAUCCUUGACGGAUACUUGGAAGAGAGAGAGAGUUCGCAAACUCCGAAGGAGACGGCCCUGCCGCUCCUGAAAGCCAAGUUCCUCGACGGACGCUUGGAAACAGAGUUCACCCGUCCCACACGGAGGCGACCAUGGUGUAAGAAUAUAAGGUGAACCAUUCCCGUGGAUGCGUAGUAGCCACCAAUCAGAAAUUUGCCCCAAACUUUAAAACACCAAUAUGGCGACACAUUGAAACAAGUGAGGUAUUUUAAUACAAUGCCAUCGUGUUGUAUAAAGAAUUGCAAAAGUCGUACAUUUUACACCGACAAAAAAAAUAUAACAUUCUUUAGAUUUCCAAAGGAAAAAGUGAUAUUAGAGAAAUGGAUAAAUGCUUGUGGAAAGAGUGAAGACAACAUAAAAAUUAAUUCUGGAAGGAUAUGCAGUCUUCAUUUUGAAGAUAACUGUUUUGUAAUGCGAUGGACAUAGCCAAAAUCUACUAAAACAUGUAUGAAACAAAUGAAACGACUCAAGGAGGGUUCUAUUCCCACAAAAAUGUUACUAUUGGAUAAAAGCAGGAAAAGAAGAAACAAAAAAGGAAUAAUGUCAGAUAGUGAUCAUGUUUCUGUAAUGACAGGAAAAAUGUUAAACACCGAAAUAUCUAAACAGCAAAUGAGCGAAUUACCCACUUGUCUACAGAUUGAACAAUGUAUCCAGGAAAAUAUAUAUAGUGAAGAAGAUAAUUUUGAUAAACAGAACUCUCUUAUAUCAUUGAACAACGUGCUAAGAGAAAAUGAAAACCAAAAAAGUGGAAACUAUGAUGUAUCUGAGACGUUAUUGCAAAAGUUACGAUGUUUUGAAAAUGAAAAUAAGAAACUUUUACAAGAGAACAAACAACUCAAGAAGAAAAAUGAACAAUUGAACACACAAGUAGAACAACUGCAGAUAAGUGUUAUGCAAAAUGCUUCUAUGAUACAGGUAAUGGAAAUAGAUAAAAGGAAAGAAGCAAAUAAAAUAGUCGUUAAUACGUUGUGAAAGGUACACCAGGACAGAUAAAAAGUAUUAUGUCACCGAAUAAUACUCGUAAAAAAUGGUUAUCCGAGGAUAUCAUGCGUCUAUGACCAUGUUUACACAACAACUUUAUCUAACUAAUUAACUAUAUUAUAAAAAUAUGUAUGUAUAGGCAUAAAGUUGAAAAUCGUCAAAAUAAUUCAAAUUAUUGGGGGUAACCUAACCUAACCUAACCUAACCUAAACUAACCUAACCUAACCAUACUAAAACCUAACCUAACCUAACCUAAUUCAAAUACAAUGGGAAGACAUUAGUGAAUACUUAUGUGUAUAAACUUAAUAUUAAUUAUUAAUAUUAAAAAAUAAAGCAAAUUUUAAGAAUAUGUUUAAAAUAUUAAGGAAGACAGAACGCAGUAUAAUAGAUGUACCAGCUACUAUACUAUAUUUUACAAAACUAAAUAAAAUAUUAAUUGUACUAAAAAGU